Molecule: messenger RNA, 2461 nt
Organism: Drosophila melanogaster (fruit fly)
Lineage: Eukaryota; Metazoa; Arthropoda; Insecta; Diptera; Drosophilidae
Gene: ZnT41F
Product: zinc transporter 41F
Exons: 10
Coding region: 780-2276 (498 amino acids)
Biological process (GO): monoatomic cation transport; zinc ion transmembrane transport; transmembrane transport
Cellular component (GO): membrane
Molecular function (GO): monoatomic cation transmembrane transporter activity
Source: RefSeq, marked reviewed
GUUAGUUGAACUUCACGCGUCGCCGGGUGUGCCGGGAAGUAAGCAGUCGCUGACGAUCGGAAAUCUAAAACAAUUACAGCGAGUAGGGCCGUGUACGAUAAAAAGAGAACACCAGCUGAUAGUGCACGACAGCGGAACAUUAUUGUAGUCUCUCAACUGAGUAUUUCGUACAUUCACAUAUUUUGUUUACAUAGUCCAUGCAAUGCGCAUAUGGCUGGGAACUGGAAGAUUUACAAAAUACGAUUGGAUACGAACAAGUCAUAAUAAUGAUUUAAAUUUUAAUGUUCUGAAGAGUUUAAAAUGAAUAUGUUUUUAAUAUCAGAAUUUUACGCAAUUAAGCCUAAAUGAGACUAACGCCAAUGGUUCAGUGUGAUACGUGAGAGUGAAUACAACGAAUGGGCGCUCCGUUGUGAUCUCUCUUUCCAACGGAACGUACAUAUGUACAUUCAUAUGUAUGUGCAUAGUUAUGUGCAGCAUCAGCAGCUGAGUAGAAACAUAUGAGAGAAAGAGAGCCGCGGUCGAAAUUAUUACUCAUUGCCAAAGUCAAACCUGCUGAUAAGGAUGUCGAAUGUAAGCUUUUCAACAGUCUGAACCAAAGAGAAGUGAUCAGUUUCCUACACAACAACUGAUUGAUUUACUAUGACAGAUGCCGGACUUCUCAGUUUACAUUAAUUGCUCACUUCUCGUUAACCAAACAUCAAAUUCACAAGUCGACAUAAGGAGAUGCCGACACUACUGAAAUAUUAAUAGCAUAAGUUCACCAUUUGACACCAAAUAACAUGCCAAAAUAUCAGAAGCUUGACAACACACUGUUGCCCAACGCUCACGAUGACGACUCUGAAGGGGGUUUCCCGGGUUACUUUGAUGAUAAUCAUCAAAGUUUGGGAAUCCAACAGGAUCCAGAUACUAGAGAUGAUCGACUGUCAGAUUACCAAGAUAGGUAUUACAGCGUUAACAACAAUAGUGUUAAUAGGGAGGUGGUGACAAUUGGGUCAAAUGUCGUCCGGGUUCCAGAGGAGCAAACCUGGGAAGUGCCACUGUUGGGCGAUUGUGGUGACAGUGCGAGAAACCAGAGCUCGGAAACGGAAUUUGAUAUGCAGCGUGAGUGCUGCAAUCAUCAACCAGGGUUCAGAGCCAACUCGAAGAGCAAAUCUGCACAGGAGGCCAAGUAUAAAAUUAUGCUCGCAGUUGCUCUGUGUUGCGUAUUUAUGAUCAUUGAAUUUCUUGGCGGCUAUGUCGCCGGAAGUCUGGCCAUAAUGACGGAUGCCGCCCAUUUAGCAUCUGAUUGCAUUAGUUUCGUCAUCGGUCUAGUCGCCAUAUGGAUAGGGGGUCGCCCGCCAGACGAGCGUAUGUCCUUUGGGUACAAACGCUUUGAGGUUAUCGGAGCUCUGGCUUCUAUUUUGGGAAUCUGGUUCGUAACUACCCUGCUCGUGGUUGUGGCUAUUGAGAGGAUCUUCUCCCAAGACUUUGAAUUAAACGCCGAUAUGAUGAUGCUGAUUUCAGGCAUUGGCAUAGUCAUAAAUAUCGUAAUGAUGUUUGUUUUGCAUGGAUCCUGGUUCGUGAACGGGAAUGGUCAUGGCCACAGUCACAGCCAUAGUCAUAGUCACAGCCACAGUCACGGAAACGGACAUGAGCCAAACGAUAGUCUUUCACAAACACGUUCCAAUUCGAACUUUCUUACGACCAUUGGAAGUCAAAGCGCUUCAACGGCAGAUGAGGAGGAUUCAAUAAGGAAAGAAAUUAAUUCAAACGAGCAUAAGAUUGUUAUUACAAAUGGGAAAAAACCAACUCUGACUGGGACUUCAAACAUGGAGCUGGCACACGAGGAUAAAAACCUGAACCUGCGUGCUGCUAUGAUUCAUGUGAUUGGAGACCUAGUGCAGAGCAUUGGCGUUUUUUUGGCCGCCGUCCUAAUUAAAGUUUGUCCAGGUGCCAAGUAUGCUGAUCCCCUGUGUACUCUCAUAUUCUCAAUUAUUGUAAUAAUGACUACCUUGCGUCUGUUUCGGGAGUCUUUGGGCAUCAUCGUGAAUGCAGUUCCACAAAACCUUAAUAUGCGCACUCUGCACUUGGAGCUGGGCAGCAUCGAAGGUGUCAGAUCUUUGCACCACCUAAACGUGUGGCAACAGACCUCUCAGCAAAGGGUGCUGAUGGUGCAUCUCGUUACAGACUCCCGAGCGGACGGCAAUGAGGUACUGCAGGCUGCCACGGCGCUCGUAUCCAGCCCAAGAUAUAACAUCAAGCAUUCAACCAUUCAAUUGGAACCUACAACAGAGUAGUCGUUAUCAACGAAAUAAUGUAAUGUUUGUAAUGUUUGUAAAUUCUGACCCCCAAAAAAUGAGGAUUGCAUCUAGCCGUGUUAUUUAAGCCAUGUUAUUUUACUUUGUAUGUGGCAACCUACAACAUUUACUGUUAAACAUCCAGUGACAUUACCCCAAAGAAAAUAUAUUCUAAUUUUAGAAUU